CGGUUGACAGAGUGCAGUAGCUGUAUUCAUGCGGCGCCUUGGGCUGUCUUGGAGUUGCAUGUGGCUGCCCUCUGCCAUCUUGCCCUAUCAAGCCUAUCUCGCUCUGCCUGCUCUGUCCUGUUUCGUCACAUCCACCCUCCCACAUUAGAAUCCAUCACGAACGGCACGCAUUGUCGCGUCGCACAGCGGGUCCCCGCCAGCCAAUCGUUGGGUGACGCAUUGCAGCUCCUUCCCCACCGGGCCAGGCCAUGUCCUGCACCCCUGCACCCUGCACCUCUGCCCUCUGUUCUAUCUGUCUGCACGCGAUCCCCUGUCCGCUAGGUCCUUCUUGCUGCUGCUGCUGCUGCUGCUGCUCUUGCGCCCGUCCCAUCAGCUCCUCCCCCCUGCACACAUCAUCCAUCAUCCAUCCAUCCAUCCACCCAUCCACCCAUCCAUCGACCAUCCCGUCUGCUGUCUCGCUCGUCCCUGCUUCUUUUUUGACUGGCGCCUCUCUGUCGCAGGUCUCACCAGAUAUCUCGACAUCGACUGGCCGUCCUGCCGUCGCGCACAACUUUCCUCUCGACACCUACAAUCGCACACGCUCGCACACACUUUCUCCUGCCUCACCCUCGUCCCGUUCAACCCUCGAUUGAUUUUUGGUUUUUUUUUGGAUUGGAUUGCUCGGUGCUUGCUCUCAGCAAACCAGUUUUGAGUCCCACCAGAGCGUAAUCUGCUCAAAGCAACCAGCCCAUAAAUCGCCAGAUACUCUCAGCACUUGUCAGCCCAAGGCUGGACUGAACAAACCCUGGUCUUGUUGGAAUGCUGACAGUGGGUCCUCUUCUUCCUCCAUAAGUACGAUUUGGUGCUGCCAACCCGCCUUCAAUCAACCGGAAUUCGACCGUCUCGCCCGAGACAUCCAAUCCUCUGCUCAUUACCGCUACCCUAUCUGGCACAUCCUCCCUUGCCUGGGGCGCCCCACUGCCAGCUGCUAAUUAAAAUCGCAAUCUCUCUCCGCUCUCCUCGCUAUCAGCUAUCACUAUCGCGCCUUGUGCACCUGGAUCAACGCCACUCACCCCCGGGCCUGGUUUGAGACAAGCAGGUCCACCACCGUCGCCAGCGAUGGUCCGCAACGCCCGGUACGGCGACGGCGUCGCCAACUCAGCGCGACCGUCUUUGCCCACUGCCAGGGGCCACUCGCAGUCGUUCACUGCCGGCUCAAAUCCAAACAGCGCUCCCAUGCCCAACUACUCGGGUCAGCGCCGUCGCUCACAACCUAGCUUUCACAAGAAGUCAUACUCGCCUCUCCCGGAGCCAUCAUUCGAUCUGAUGUCGACUUCUGGCCCGUCCCUAUUCGGUGAUAUGAGCUACCAGAUGCCAGCCCAGCACUUCGACCAACAACAAGACUCCAGCCACAUGAACUCGUCGGGAUCCUAUGAUAUGUCCGGGUUACCAGCGGCGACCUUCCCGGGCUCUUUCGAUUCUUCAGCCGAGCAGUAUCUGGCCAACGGCUUGUACGAUCCAGCGACCAGUGCUUUCAACAGCACAGAAUUCCCCGCCCUGAGCGCUCCAGAUAUGACCUUCUCACAUCCAUCUCUCGCUCCCAAUCCCGCCAAGACAGGCUCACCCUUCAUCUCCAACGGCCCAGUCCUGGCUCCACCUGUAUCCAACCGCCCGGCGCCCACAACGGAUUCGAUGAACAAGAACUCUCCACAAACUCCACGAAAGAUUGUCAGAUCAAAGUCUGUGGCUGCACCAUCGUCGCGCAAUCAGCCUUUGCUACCAGCUCCAUCCGGUGUCAAGACGCCCCCCGGUGCUCUUGGCCAGCGUGACCCGAAUGCAAAUGCUGCCAAGCGCCAUUUGCCCGAUUCCCCUACCCUCGAAGCGACCUCGCCUAGGAAGGCCCACAAGCGAUCAAAGACGGACGAACCUGGACGCCAUCGCACACCUGUGCCCAUCCCGGAUGCCGAGUCCUUCCCGGCCGUCGACCCUGGCGAGGAAAACAGCAAGCCUCCGUACACUUACGCUCAGAUGAUCGCACUGGCAAUCUGGAAGGCUCCUGGGCGACGCCGGACCUUGGCCCAGAUCUACGACUUCAUCAGGACGACGUGGUGCUACUAUCGCAAAGACGAUACCUGGGAGAACAGCAUUCGACACAACCUGAGCCUUCACAAGAAGUUCUUCGAAAAGCAGGCCCGGGCCAAGGAUGACCCCGGCAAGGGAAACUAUUGGCUCAUCAUCCCUGGGAACGAGCGCGAGCUGCUCGACGUGUACCUGAAGGAGAGGUCCGGCACCGAGGGGGCUAUCCUUGGCAAGAGUAUGGCAGUGCCCUCUACCGCCCGUCUCGAGCCGUCUGCUCUGCCUCCGCCUCACCAAGAGCCAAUGUUGCCACCUCAGCCGUCUAAUUUCCAGCUGCACCUUCCGCCGCUGCCGAAGUUGCAACCGCCGGCGCCCGUUCAGCCCGAACUGUCCUCAGAUGCAACUAUUCCCGCCUCUGAUCAGGCUUUCGAGGAACUUGAAGCCGCCAAUGACCGCCAGGAGGACUACAACUCUCUGGACGCUACAUUGAGCUCUUCUCCUCCGUCCAUCUCCGGGCAUGUCUCUAUCCCAAGCGACACACCCACCCGCACUGCCAGGGUGGUGGGCUCGUCCGGCCGCACAUCCGGCAACCGCAAGCGCGGCUCAAUGAUUGAUAGUGGCUAUAUGACCAAUCUCGAGUCGUCGAUCAUGCGAUACGGCCAACAAAGGCCGCCCGUAUUUUCAUCUGAGGCGGACAUACACCAAUUCCAGGGCGGCGGACGCGCUGAAGACGCCAUCAGAAAGCUGCGCGCAUCUUCGCCAGUCAGCCCUUCCAAGCCCAAGUCUCGCAUGCUGCCGCCGUCUUCCUCCCCUGUUGGCAAAGGCUCCCCGUUACGAUACCGGGCCUCGCCUUCCAAGCUGCCCGCGGCUGUCAAGACACCAGCCAACACGAAGAAGUCUGUGGCACGUCUCACAGGCGCAACAACACUUGCACCUCCCAAGACGACUUCAAAGUACAACACAUCACCCAUCCGUCAACACGACAAACUUCGGGCAAACAUUCGAGAGAUGCUUGAAACGCCACAGCAGGUACGCGACUACAACAAGAAGUUCCCUGGUCGUCAAAGCAAGGCGUCCUUCGCCAUCUGGGAGGACGAGGUGUCGCUCCCAGAAUCCGAGUCUCCUCUGGCCAACUCAGCCGGAAGAAUGCUCGAUGAAAUCAUGAGUGAUAGGCGGAACCGCAAGCCGAUCGCUUCUCCUUUCAAGUUUGCGUCUCCUCUGAAGGCCUUCCCCCUCUUCCCGCCUAUCGACGAGAAUACUGCAUGGAAUCUUGCAUCCCCCAGCAAGCUCCUUUCAUCCCCAAGCAAAUACUUGCCCGACGUUAGCAAGCUCCCAGAUUACGAUUCAGAGAACUGGAUCGUCUCCGAGAAUGCGGAUGGCUUGGACAAUGAGAUAGAUCUCGAAAAUUUUGGAUCUGACGACUCGAACGCGUUGGAUCUCACUCAAACCUUCCGAAGCAUUGGCGAAGUCCCCGCCGGUGCUGAGGCCUAUGGCCCUGCUACCCUGCAUCGCUUUGGCUAGAAGCCUGCAGGCCUCUUCAGCCACCUUCAAAGCUAGACAAAUUGUCCUGGGGGUACUUCGGGGCCUCAGGGUUGUUGAAUAUGGUCCCUGGCCCUAAAGCUGAGUUACAGUAAUCAUACGAACCUCACGAUGCACACGACAAUUACUUGUCAGGCAUAGUUCUUCAUGGCGUCCUAAACGCCCGCAGGCCAUGGUCAAGGGAAUACGGGUUUUAGCUAGCGAGCGAGCAUAUUGUUUUACUUGCGAUGGGCCUUGAGCCACAUCUUCUGAUUUUUUGGUUUGGUUUGGUCUUUUUCAGUCACUUUUCGCGCGGAGUCCUGGACAUGUGGACGGUUCCUAUACCCUCCUUUUGGAACCCAGGAUAAUGGAUGGUAUAGCAUGGUGCGAACAGGUAUGGAAAGGAUAUUGUGUUUUGCGGUACAGGACUUGGGCAACCACACCAACCGAUGCGUUGUUUGAGUAUAGUACAUGGAGGGGUGUUGGAUCGGCCAGCCUGCCUUGGGCUCUGCAGAUAAUCGAGCUUUAUUUUGACAACA
This is a messenger RNA of Diaporthe batatas, 4112 nucleotides long. RefSeq lists its product as uncharacterized. NCBI's taxonomy places the organism in Eukaryota, Fungi, Ascomycota, Sordariomycetes, Diaporthales, Diaporthaceae. The transcript is spliced from 4 exons. Bases 1099 to 3576 code for a protein of 825 amino acids. The record is from RefSeq and is a predicted model, not a curated record. Gene Ontology annotation, molecular function: DNA-binding transcription factor activity, RNA polymerase II-specific; RNA polymerase II cis-regulatory region sequence-specific DNA binding. Gene Ontology annotation, biological process: regulation of transcription by RNA polymerase II.